Molecule: messenger RNA, 1947 nt
Organism: Coccomyxa subellipsoidea C-169
Lineage: Eukaryota; Viridiplantae; Chlorophyta; Trebouxiophyceae; Coccomyxaceae
Product: Metallo-dependent phosphatase
Exons: 20
Coding region: 1-1947 (648 amino acids)
Molecular function (GO): ferrous iron binding; acid phosphatase activity; ferric iron binding
Source: RefSeq, a predicted model, not a curated record
AUGAGGGCCAUCCUCAUCGCAGCCGCGCUGGUCCUGCUGUGCCAGUCAUGCAUCAGGGCAGAGGACUCCGGUGACAAGCAGUUCACCUCUAGGGCUGCCGAGGAGAUCAUCCAGGGCAACAUCGAGACCGCCACAAAGAGGGUGCUUGAUUUAAUAAACAAGCCCACCCCCAAGCCUCAGGAGACCACAACCCCUGAGGGCACGACCACUGCGGGGUCUUUAACGACCCUGCCACCCCCCAGCACGAAGACCCCUAACUACCUCAACCCCAUUGUCAGCGCCACAACGGCCAACAAAUACCAGCCUUUUGUGGAGCAGGCCGGGUCUCCGGGAAUUUUCCCGUCACCUAAUAGCCCAGCCUUCAACCUCGGCCCGGGCACUAGUCGCUAUCUCGUUAUCGGAGAUUGGGGCCGCAUUGGGAGCGCCCAGAGUUUGGGUUUGGACCAGUGCAGCGCCAAGGACUAUGGUGGCAACAACGAUGUCCAGGGUGCGCUGCAGCAGACGGAGACUGCCCUGCUGGCGGAUCAGGUGUGUGGGCUUCUGGGCGGCUGCCAGGCAGUCAUCGGCACCGGAGACAACUUCUACCAGUGUGGUGUAUACCCCGGAGACACCACCAACCGCUUCCAGUCAGACUGGUCUCAGAUCUAUCAGACUCCCAAGACACCGAACCUGCAGGGCCUGACAUGGUACCAGACCUUUGGCAAUCACGACAUGGUCAUCACUGGCAGUGUGGAGGCUCAGAUCGACUACAGCAAGACGGAUCCCAAGUGGCAGAUUCCCAGCAACUACUUCCUUGUGGACCUCCCCACCACAGCGGGAGGCCCCAAGAUCCGCGCAUUCUUCAUCGACGCAAACCCCUUCAUUGCCAGCUACAACGUCACGGGCCAGAAGUACAACAAGGCGUACUACAAGGCACACCUGAAUGCGACAUACAUUGAUGGCCAGAUCGCAUGGCUGCAGUCCAACCUGGCAUCAUCCACUGCUGACUACAACAUUGUUGUGGGACACUACCCGCUGUUUGGCUCGGCCACGCAGUACGGAUUUGACCAGACUGGCAAGGCAACCUCCCCUUACCCAGGCAACUUCAACGCAUGGCAGAAGCUGCUGACGACCAUCUACGACAACAAGGCGACCGCUUACAUGAACGGCCACGAUCACGUCAUGACAGCUGGCAACCCCAACCAGCCGGGCGCCCCAAUUCCUUACAAUGGCCACACCGUCUUCCUGACCUCCGGGGCCGGAUCAUGGGGCGAGCCUGCCGACAGCUGUGGACCGGCAAACAGCAAUUACUACACAAACGGAGGCAACGGAGGCUUCAUCAUUGUGAGCGCAAACGCGACCACCUUCCAGUCAGACUUCUUCGUGCUCGGCUCGCUCUUCUCCCAGAGUCCAGUGGAUGAUGCACGAGCAGAGCUGUUAGAAGCAAUAAGAGGAGGCAGCACCGAUCUGCAGCAAGUGAGCAGCAUCGUGGACAUCUUGCUGGAAUCGAACCUGCCCUUUAGGGAGCAACUGCUGGGCGGGGGACCCUGGCAGGUUGUGUACUCUAGGGGACCGCUGCUUUGGCAGGGAUUCACUUUGGCAGGCAAUGCGCUGUCCAAGCGCAGGAUUGGCCGGUCCAGAAACAAGGCCUCACAGGACUAUAACCCGGCAGACCGCAGCGUGAUCAACAGGGGGGAGAUAUUUGGGGAGGGCGUCUGCGUCACUGCCAGCGGCUCCUAUGAACCCGUGGGGGAGACAGACAGGAUGCCGGUGCUAGUGAAAGCGGAGAUAGAGGGGGGGCAGCUGCGCGCGUUUGGGAAAGUGCUGCCGCUGCCGAUCCGGGGGUCCGGGUUUGUGCGCAUUGCGUAUCUGGACGACUGCAUCCGCGUGCUUCAGGACCGGCGCGGCGGCGUGGCCGUGCAGAUGAGAGAAGACCGGCUUCGGCAGAUCAUUGGGGACAGCGAUUGA